GACUGCUUGAUUAUUUAAUGAAUUCAAUAAAAGUUCAUGAAUAUAAUUAACACUAGUGAAAAAUUCUUGUUUUCAUCGAUUCCAUAUCACCUGAAUUUUUGAUUUCCAAAAAUAUAUUUUUACACCCGGUACAGUGACAUUUAUUUGCUGUGAACCAUUUCAAUAUCCGUAUUAGUACAUGUGUAGCUUUGAUGAAGGCUAUUUUGAGCUAACCUAAAUUUAGAUGUGUCGUUGCAUUUUACAAUGAUAAUGGGAUUAAUUCGUAAGAAUACGAUGGUCGAUGAAAAGUUAAUUGCCUCCAUGGUUUAUCGUAUCGGUUGACAUAUAGAAAUCAAGUAAAAUCAAGGACAAGUAAUUCAAGUGAAUUUAUGUACAUCAUUUAUAGGUUAGAAAUACGUACAUAAGUCCAAAUUGUUAAUAGAAAUAUUAACUGUAACCAGACAAUAACAAUGUCUUGGAUAAUAGUUUUUGGUGUAACUUGUUUCAUUCUAUACUGCAACUUCACCUGGGUGAUUCCUAGAUUCCUAGCAUGGCUGGUGAAAAGGAGAUACAAAAUUCAUCUACGUGUCGGGCACAUCGCCCUUCCUUAUUUUGUCUUACGUGAUGUUAAUGUUUCCAAAAAUGGAUUCACAGUCCAAGUAGAAGAGAUUAGUGUACGUAGCAGUUUAUUUAGCAGUGAUGUAGCUAAAUUGUUAGCCGUGGUGAUGCGUGAUGUGAGGAUCAACAAGGAUGUUCCUGCAGAAACCCCAUAUCAAAGGAAGAGCUCUGACGAACCUUUGGAUUUUCGAAAUAGAAAGAUUCCACCUAUCAUUAUAACUUUUGUUCAGUUCAUGGCUGUGCACGUGGAGAACUUGAGUCUCCUGGCACUUGGCAAUGGCUGGCUAGCCAACGGUAGUGCAGAAAGCCUCAGUCUGGAUGGAAGCGUAGUGCACGGUGCUCGGACACUCCUGGCAUCAGCAGCUGUAACUGGUGGUGCUAUGAAAUUACUGCGACAUGCAUCGGAUGCUUGUCUUUCACAGCUGAGCUUUGCAGGAACCGUCGAGGCGACUCUGAAGGCCCAGGGUGAACUCUCGGUAGAGAAAUUAUAUAUCGGCGUGACACAGACAGAGGGUUCUGGAGGAGCUGGACUCCUACAGUUCUUGAGGGACAGAAAAUCGUUAACACCCGCGGCACCGUGUUAUGAUGCACCUACUCAGUCACCUGGAGAUCUACUGGCCAGGUUAGCCCCGAUAUUGCCCAAGAAUUUCACCCUGAAGAUGGGUAGCUCAUCCGUUGUCGCUGGUCGAGAGGAUGGGAACAUUGUUGGCUUGGAAGGAAUUAUGAAAGGACUUCACGUAAAUGCCAGAUUUCAACCUCAGGGUCCGCAAGUUCAUUUGGCUAUUAAAUUGGAUGGGUUUUCCGUUCGGGGGAAACUUCCGGUUCUCUCCUUGCAGUCCUUGUCAAUCGAUUCAAGAAUGGAGGACGAUGUUUUGCAAAUUAAUACUCAACUGAACAAUCUCGCAGUGACGUACGAUCAUAGAGACUGGGAGUCUCUUCUGUUCAGUGGCGGUAAAGACAUUCCAAAACCGGAUGUUAACAUUUCCUCUACAAGGAAGCUUCCGUGGUUGGAAAUACGGGCAGAUACUGAACUGUACGAUGGAAAUUUGAUUGUCAAAUUGCCUGAUGCGCAAGAGGCAGCGUGUGGAGUAGCUCACAUCAAAUUCUCUUUCCACAGAAUCGCAGAGAAUGUCGAAGAAUGGAAUACCGAAUUAGCUAUUAAAUCUCUGAGGUGUUCCUUGGACGGUGCUGAUGUCGGUGUACCAGAAGAUUCUCAUCAUUGGGGCAGUCCUCUUUCCGUUGGAGUAUUUUUAGCUACCACGCGUACAAAUGCUAUUGGCAUUGCAUUAAGCGAUUUAAGAACCGAAUGGAGCUUGAAGCUUGCAAAGUUUUUGGAGCAGGGAUUCACGUAUUGGAACGACCGAAAGAAAUCUAAGAAGCAAAAGGAGGAGGAUCCCCCUGAUGCGAUUCAAUUGAACCUUAAAGCCUCUAAUUGUAAUUUAUUCUUUAUCGCGGAAAAUGAUCUAUCAAUUAUGGUGCGACUGGAUUCUGCCAGCAUGGAGCACAGCAAGAGAAGAUUCGUUGUGGUAUCCGACGGUCUCAGUGCCAUCACGCUAAAUAAGAACGAGCCCAUUAUUUGCAAACACGCUCAAGCCCUGACGCAUCCAUUUCUGGCAAUUCGAAAAUGCAAGUGCGCCAUUUAUUUAGACGCCGUAAACAUGAGUCUCGAUGGAAUGAAUUUAGCAUGGAGUCCGAAUCUGCAUCUGCGUCUUUUACAACUGUGGUUGGAAUCCGAGAGUAUUCGUUCAAUCAUACCGAAGAAGUCCAGUGGUAAUGCAGUUGAUGGCGGAGAAAAGAAACCAAAAAAACCUUUGGACCUAUUAGCCACCGGUGGCAUCACUCUUUCUAUUGAUAUAUCGCCAAGACACUUUUUGGAAUUGUCUUCUGAUCAGUUGCGCUGGUCUCAGGGCGAAUGGAAACUCAAUUUUGUUCGUGUGGCCUUGGACCUGGCCGAUAUAAUUACGAUCGAAGGAUUUGAGUUAGUCAGGCUUUUUGAUAACGAGGAAGUAAGAAUCGAAAGACAGCACAAUGAAGACUUUGAAUUAGAGUGGAAUAACACGUGGGCAGUAAAUAUUGAAUCUGCAAAGGCCUGUUUCCCGUACGAGCAUCAGUUUACUGAAGCUAUACAAAAUGAGCUCUUCAGUAUUAGGAAGUGGCUCAAGGAGAUACACUCUUCUGGGAAACCUAAAAUUCAGUCAUUACCAAAUGACUUGGUUAUAAAGAUUAAAGAAUGGAUCUUUGAAGUGAGCGACGAUCCAUUCGAGGUUCGCUUGAGAGACAAUUACGAACUCCUCGAAGAUGAGUAUAAGGAGAGUUUGAAACGUCAGUCUAUGUUGGAUGCAAAAGUCCAGGAACUUUGUAGAGCGCAUUUAUUAUUGCCACAAGGAAAAGUCGAGGAACUGUACGCAAGUCUCAAUAAGAAAAAUGCUGAGAUCUACGUGCAGAGAUGGAAACAGAUGCAGCGGGCUGGUCCGGCAAGAACGCGACUCUUCGCUUGGACCAUGCAGGAUUUAGAAAUUGUAGCAUUGGCCGAUCCUUCGAUAAAUGGAACUGAGAGAGCUACCAAGGCUAUUCGAGAAAUGGAUCCAGAGACACCCUGGCCAGAAGAUGGUCUUGAAUUUAACACUCUCUGGGUCAGAGGUAUUGCUGUCAAAUGCGCUGAGUGGAAACUUCAACUAAGAGACUUUCCGCAACCGCUGCUUCUCGUGGAAGGUCUCAGUAUAUGGGGUAGACUGGCUGGAGGUGAAGCACUUGCUCCACCCAGGGCGCGACGGACAGUAAGAAUCGAAAUCGGCGCCCCCUGGGACGACAUCGUCGUGGAACGUGGAAUGACAUCUUUGAAAUACUAUCAUGAUCUGAACUGGGAUAUAGAUAAAUUUCGAUAUGCUUUUGGUCCUUGCUGGGAACCAGUGAUAGCUCAGUGCAACUUGAGCUUCGAGAAGAUAAUCCAUCCCUCGCGAGAUCCUAGUCCGCCAUUACCUUUUUGGGAUAAGAUGAGGCUAGCUCUCCAUGGAAGAUUAACUCUGUGCGUUAAACAAUUAACUGUACUUCUCCAUGCAUCUCUGGAUCCUUACAAUACCACUGAAGAAAUGGAAUUGACCUGGUCAGGCUUAGAACUAGACUGGACACAAGGUAGAAUCAUCAUAAAGGGUGAUCUUGAUGUCUACGUUAGAACUGCCAGUAAAUACGAUGAUUGUAGAUUACUGCAUCUACCUAAUGUCAGACUUAGUAUUAAAUUAGUUUGGGUCUGCCUUGGUGAUCCUCGGGAUCAUCAUGCAGCAAUACCUUGUGCCCCCGAUAGACUGCCAGAAUAUUCCAGUAACCAGGAACAUGAUUCCUUCCGAGCAUUCAGAUCUCAGAAUCUAAACGUCAGUCUGUCUUUGGAAACAAAACCAACAGGCUCACCAGCCUUGACCAGUGCUCCUACUGCAUUGCUCUAUGGCAGCACUCUAAGGUGGUUCGAAAAUUUGAAAUUUAUACUUUCCGGUGCUACGAGACCUACUAGAAAAGGUCCCCUCUUCAAGAAUACCAGACCAAGAAAGAAGCAGCUCAGUAGACAUUAUCGAAAGGUCAGACUGACUUUGGCAUUCCAUCGUUUUCACGUUAGCUACUGGAUGUCUUUUGCGAUGCAGCGAGGUUUUGAAGUGACUGGUGGUAGAGUGGCUUGUAGUUCAGAGCACAACUUAUCUCUUCAUCCUAUAGAGGAUGGCCUCUAUCACAGGCCUAGAGCAGAAUGGUCUGUAAUUUACAUGAACUGCGAAUUGAGCGACGCGGAGAUAUGGUUGAAGAGUGCACUACAAGAAGAGGAGGAAAGUGCUUCACUACGUCAACCUGUGGAAAAGUGUUACUGUCUCAGUGUUGCGCGCGUUAGUUAUGGCAGGGAAGCCAUGGUGACCGGAGUCAGUGGAGACACGCCUACUCACAGACUGGUUGUCCACGAUUUGAAAGGCGCCUGGACCAAAACUAAUAGGGACGUAGCCUUUGCUCUUUUUGAUUCGUUUAUCAAGACUCAACAGCUUAAGAAGAAUCUCUCGACUGCAUCCCUCAAGGGUUUUCAUCGUGAGAGCUCCUCGACACCGCAUAAAAAUAGAAUAACCCGACCGGUGGACACGCAGAGCACGCCGACCCAGGUGACCCCUUCGCAAGCCACGAAACCCCAGCAGGGUGAAGCUGCUGGGAUGCUCCAGAGAUUAAUAGCAGAAGCUGCAAAUAAGCCAGUUGCGUUCAGUGAUGAUUUAUCCGAGCAAACUAGAGGGCAGCAGCUGCGGGGACUCGCAGCGUGUCAGCAGGAUGAUGUUUUGCACAAGAACUGGCUGAUUGCCUUAGUGAACAGCCAAGUACUGCUGAAAGGUAUUGAGACUCGAGGUUACGUUAUCUUGUCAGCCGCCAAGGCUGAAAUAUUGCAAAGGGUUCAUUGUCCAGUCUGGCGUGAAAGAACUCUGGUUUCUAAAACUACUUGGGUAGGCUCUUUGGAGUGCAUGCAAUAUUAUGCCACUGUCAGUGCAAAUAUCGAUGACAAUAUAGAUGACAACAUUAUGUGGCUAACGCUGGACAACAUACAAGAGAAAGAUUCUACAGUAAUCGCUGAGCUUCCAGACGUUCCAGCCUUAGUGGGGUCAGGUCAGAGUGUCGGUGGGGUUGUCAGUCAAACUGUUGGAGGUGGUGGUGGAACACAGCAUCAAUUACAGCGCAUAGUAUCUCGUUGUAAAUGUGAAUUCUUUUACGUGGGAUAUGGUCAGGUCUUGGAUGCUGGUUCUCUGGACGAAGUUCCUCUUCCACCAGGAGAAGAGGUCAGUCCUUGGGAAAGAAAGGAACAUUCCGCUGCAGAUGCUUUUACAUUAAUGCAUCACGACUUGGAUGUCUGUACCAAUUCACUGCAAUACGCUAUGAUCUUGGACAUUGUGAACAAUCUUUUGCUGUAUGUGGAACCUAGAAGAAAGGAAGCUCUGGAGCGUCUACAGAGAAUGAGAUUCCAGCUGCAGCUUCAUUCCAUAGAGGAUCAAAAACGACCUAUACAACAGCUGCAAAAUACUGUGCGUGGGCUGGUUGCUAAAUUGCGAAGACUGGAGCGUGAAACUUAUUUAGUUCAAAAAGCUCUUGCUGACGAGUCGAGUCCUGAACUGUUGGCUGAAAUGGAAAGGCUCGAAGAUCGCGUGUUUGAAUGUAAGGAGCAACUGGCUGCCAAAGCGGAGGAACUUGAUGUGAUGCUGAGCUGUUACAAGGAGACGACAGCACCAGCAGCUGCGUCAGCUACAUUAAAAGAUAAACCAGCUGCAGUUGCCCGGGCUGCCGAGAUUUGCUUUAAACAUGCUCAGUGGAGACUCACGGAUGCGGAUGGUCAAUUGGGUAUAGCAGAUCUUAUUCUUACUAAUUUUGUUUAUACGAAAACUAGUAAGACCGACGAUUCUGUCGAGCAUCUUCUCGAACUUGGUUACGUCAGAAUGACGAAUCUUCUGCCAAAUCAAAUUUAUACGGAAGUCUUGACACCCACGGAAUUGCAAAGUAACAUGCCAGUUGACAGGCAGAGAGCUCUGCGUGUUUUUUGCCGAGAGAAAGCUCCCGUUGCUGGAAUUUCAGUCAAGGAGCAUUUUGAGAUCAACGUCGUACCUCUGACUAUAGGAUUGACCAAAAAGUUCUUUAACACGAUGUUGAAGUUUUGCUUCCCGGAAAGAGAUCCGGAAGGUAUCGAAGAGCCCCCAGCGCCACAAAGAGAUUCCUCUUUUUAUGUUCCCAUUGAGAGGAGGGAUGAUGUGGAGAAGAUGAAGGAAAGAGCUGACAAAAAUAAGUUGUUCAUUUAUAUAAAAAUACCCGAAGUACCUGUUCGUGUUUCAUACAAGGGUAACAAGGAAAAAAAUUUGGAAGAUGUAAGGGAUUUUGCACUAGUCAUUCCCACCCUGGAGUAUCACAAUGUAACGUGGACGUGGCUUGAUUUACUUUUGGCGAUGAAAAGUGAUUCUAGACGCGUUAUACUGAGUCAGGCUAUUAAGCAGAAAUUGCAAAUAAAACCUAGAGGACCUCAGGAAGAGUCUACACCUCAAGAAGAGGAUAAGGCUCGUCUUCUCUUUGGCGCUCGGCAUCUUCCUGGUGAUGCUCGGAAGAAGAGUGUUUUUAAGUUUAAAUAACAUUUUUUUAUAGCUAGACUCUUGGCAAUUCGCAAAAAUUUCGCUUAUUGUAAGCCAGGAGGAUGUCGUCAAAUUCGAAUGAAUGAUUGAUACUUAGAAGUAACUAUUUUUUAUGUGUCCUUCGAAGAAAGUUAAAGUCCUUUUUGAAAAUUAUACUAAUGUAGAUUUACUUAUGGUUUUGAUGCUAGGAACAAAACUUGGAAUUGCUAUUACGCCUCUCAGUGAAAUUCCAAUAAUUCAAAUACAAAGUACUGAGCCUUUUUAUCGUUCAGACUGAUUGUCAUUGUUGAAACUUUAAUUGCACAAAUGUCCUAAUUCGUGGUAAUUAGAGGAUUAUUUUUCAUGGCCAGUAUUUUUUGACGGUAUUAUAUUUACUGCGACAGUGCACUGGUUCGCGAAGCAACUGUACCACCGGCAUUAAGAUAACAGGAACGCGUCGUUGUAUAUUUUCUUAUUGUCAAAUUUUAGCACUGCGAACGUAAUACAGCUGGCUGUUUAUUUAUUCCUUAGUCUAGAGUACGUCUGGAGAAUCAAUUAAGUCGAGUAAUAAAAAAAAAAUUAAUUUAUAAAAUA
Messenger RNA from Cephus cinctus (wheat stem sawfly), 7292 nucleotides. RefSeq names its product protein KIAA0100 (gene hob). Lineage: Eukaryota; Metazoa; Arthropoda; Insecta; Hymenoptera; Cephidae. The record is from RefSeq and is a predicted model, not a curated record. The coding region runs from base 450 to 6719 and encodes 2089 amino acids. The transcript has 16 exons.